Alligator sinensis (Chinese alligator) is the source of this 1266-nucleotide messenger RNA. RefSeq names its product vasoactive intestinal polypeptide receptor 1-like. Bases 1 to 1266 code for a protein of 421 amino acids. Gene Ontology annotation, molecular function: G protein-coupled peptide receptor activity; peptide hormone binding; vasoactive intestinal polypeptide receptor activity. NCBI's taxonomy places the organism in Eukaryota, Metazoa, Chordata, Crocodylia, Alligatoridae. The transcript is spliced from 14 exons. The record is from RefSeq and is a predicted model, not a curated record. Gene Ontology annotation, cellular component: plasma membrane. Gene Ontology annotation, biological process: adenylate cyclase-modulating G protein-coupled receptor signaling pathway; cell surface receptor signaling pathway.
AUGAGGCCAGUGUGGCAGACCCCCAGAGCCCAGAGGCUGCUGCUCCUGCUGACGCUGCUCCUAGUUCCUCAGGUGCAGGGGACCCAUCCAGAAUGCUCCAUCAUUAUGCAUUUCCAAGAGCAAGAGGCUGAGUGCCAGGAAAUAAUCAGAAGUGAAAACCAAAGCACUGAAGCUCCAGGGCCUCCCAGGUGGAAAGGCUGCCUGACAGAAUGGGAUGGUGUGAGCUGCUGGGAGGCAGCAGUGAUUGGCCAGUCCAGAACCAUGCCCUGUCCAGAGAUCCUGCAGAUGUUCAAGAAAUCUAAAGGUCUAAUACAACGGAACUGCACAGAAGCUGGGUGGAGCAGCCCCAGUCCCCCAUACUACAAGGCCUGUGAGCUGGAUGGCACCAAUAAGGACACAGAAACCAAGAAAGGCUACUUUGUCACUGUGAAAGUGCUCUAUACCUGCGGCUACUCUGCUUCCCUGGCUGCCCUGCUCUUGGCCAUUGGCAUCUUCUCCGGCUUCAGGAAGCUGCACUGCACCAGGAAUUCCAUCCACAUCCACUUCUUUACCUCUUUUAUAUUACGAGGAGCUGCUGUGUUCAUCAAAGAUUCUGUGCUCUUUGCAGAUGAGUCCAUCGAUCACUGCACAAUGUCAACAGUUAACUGCAAAACAGCUAUCGUCUUCUUCCAGUACUCAGUGUUGGCCAACUUCUACUGGCUCCUGGUGGAAGGGAUGUACCUGCAGACCCUAUUGCUGCUCACCUUCACCUCUGACAAGAGGUAUUUCUGGUGGUACAUCUUGAUUGGCUGGGCUUUAGACAGUGUGUGGAUCAUUACCCGGCUGCAAUAUGACAACAAUGGGUGCUGGGAUGAUUACGCCAGUCUGUACUGGUGGGUGAUCAAGGGACCCAUUCUCUUUGCUAUAUUUGUGAACUUUCUCAUAUUCCUGAAUGUGAUCAGAAUGCUAGUGCAGAAGAUUCGGUCCCCCGACAUUGGCAAGAACUACAAGCAGCAGUAUAUGCGACUCACAAAAUCCACACUGCUUCUCAUCCCCCUCUUCGGGGUUCACUAUGUGGUGUUUGCCCUGUUCCCUGAACACAUUGGCGUUGAAGCAAGACUCUACUUUGAACUGGUCCUCGGCUCCUAUCAGGGGUUCCUGGUCGCUCUGCUGUACUGCUUUCUGAAUGGAGAGGUCCAGGCUGAGAUCAAGAGGAACUGGGGCAAGUGGCAGUCAUCCAUGGAGAGCAAUGUCUUCAACCUGGUAACCCAGGAUUUUACGGCGUGA